Messenger RNA from Pyrus x bretschneideri (Chinese white pear), 1098 nucleotides. RefSeq names its product cysteine-rich receptor-like protein kinase 8. The transcript is spliced from 6 exons. Lineage: Eukaryota; Viridiplantae; Streptophyta; Magnoliopsida; Rosales; Rosaceae. Gene Ontology annotation, biological process: protein phosphorylation. Bases 1 to 1098 code for a protein of 365 amino acids. The record is from RefSeq and is a predicted model, not a curated record. Gene Ontology annotation, molecular function: ATP binding; protein kinase activity.
AUGGAGUACGAUCGUCAAAAACUUAACAGCAAUGCGCUUUUUCAUUUUUCGGAUUACGAUAUAAAUAUGCCGAUGAUCUUCAUCUGUGGAAUGUUUGUGAUCUCCGUAUGCAUGCUUAGCUUGGUCAGUUUGACCAGUGGCGGUGAUCCUGAUAUACGCACUUUCCGUGGCUGCGACGCCGAUACUCCUUUCGAUGACUGGGAGAGUUCCGAAUUCCCGUCCAAUCUAAACGACCUCUUCUCCGCCCUCAACUCCAAUGCCACCAGCGAAACAGGCUACUACAACGCCACCUUUGGUAAGAAACUAACUGAAAUGGCACACGGCUGCUUCCUCUGUCGUGGUGACGUUGAGGUAGACGUUUGCACACAAUGCGUGAACGCGGCAAUCCUAACGGCAGUCCGGAGCUGCCCCAGAAGUAAAGGGGUUGUGUGGUGGUACGGCAAGAACUGUAUGUUAAGGUACUCAGAUGAGUCAUUCUUUUCCAUUGUGCAAUACUUGCCUGAAUUCACCAACGAGCAGUUUUUCCAUCCAGCCAUCACCGAGGCUUCCAAGGCUUCUUCCAAGUUUGCAACCAAGGAAGCGCAUGUUACAGGGUCGAAUAUUACGCUGUACAGCCUUGCGCAGUGCACGCAGGACCUCUCCACUGCAGAUUGCAAUUCCUGUCUUAGGGUACGAAACUUUCCCCUUUUACGGGAAACCACGGGUUCGUCAUCUUCGUCGUCGUCGUCGUCCUCCUCUUCCUCCUCAAGAAAUGAUAUAGCAGCUAUUGAGUCCUUGCAACUUGACUUGGAAACUAUUGAAACUGCAACAAACAAGUUUUCUGAUAGUAAUAAGUUAGGUCAAGGCGGAUUUGGUGAAGUUUUCGAGGGAACGCUUGGUGUUAAUGGACAAGAAAUAGCAGUAAAGAGGUUGUCGAAAAGCUCGUUGCAAGGUGUACAAGAGCUUAAGAAUGAGGUUCUAUUGAUAGCCAUGCUUCAGCACAGAAAUCUAGUGAAGCUUCUGGGAUUUUGCUUGGAAGGAGAAGAAACCAUACUUGUCUAUGAAUAUGUGCCUAACAAAAGUCUUGAUUAUUUUCCAAAUGUCUGUCUGUCUGCGUAA